Molecule: messenger RNA, 3548 nt
Organism: Lytechinus pictus (painted urchin)
Lineage: Eukaryota; Metazoa; Echinodermata; Echinoidea; Temnopleuroida; Toxopneustidae
Product: peptide methionine sulfoxide reductase MsrA-like
Exons: 5
Coding region: 476-1276 (266 amino acids)
Molecular function (GO): peptide-methionine (S)-S-oxide reductase activity
Source: RefSeq, a predicted model, not a curated record
AGAGGACAGUAUCUCUCUGGAGAGAGACGGACAUUGAGAGACAUGUCUGUAUCUGUGUGUCUCUCUUUAUGCUUCUCUAGAUAGUGUCUCUCUGCAUAUUUACACAAUAUAUACCUAUAUUUUUGUCUAUCUACUUGUCUAAUCAUAGAGCUAUAUAUGGGCUAAUACUACCCCUACCUAUCUAUCUUUCUAUUAAUCUACCUGUCUAUCUUUCUAUUAAUCUACCUAUCUAUCUGUCUGUCUAUCUAUCUAUACAUAUAGAUACAUACAUAUAUCUCUUGAUCUGUACAUUUCUCAAUUUUCACGGUAAGCUCAAAUCCCAACUAAACCGAUGGGUAAUGUGACAUUGACCCCAAUCCGACUUCCAAAAUAAUACCAUAAUCAGCUUACGAACUCCACUGUCAACGUCCGACAAUCUAGGACCUCGUGCGAGUGGGUCAAUUCCAGCAGACGACCAAGGAAAUUCAUUUAAACAAUGGAUCACAAUAUUGAUGGGAAAUUGGCUGCAGCUGUGAUGUACAUAAUUGGAUUGCUGAGUUCAACAUGGAUUGUUACCAUGGCAACUGAUAGUGCUGGUUGUAGAGAUGCUGAAAGUUUUUUGAGAUACAGAAAGAUAGAGCCUUCUACCACUCCGUACUCUGAACCUCUUAUCUCGACUGUCAAAGCCACAUUUGGUAUGGGAUGUUUCUGGGGAGUGGAGGCAUCCUUCGGAGCGUUGCCGGGUGUGGUCAGAGUCAAGGCUGGUUACACCGGUGGAAAGCUGGAGGACCCCAAUUACAGAAGAUUGGGAGAUCACACAGAGGCUGUAGAAAUUGAGUUUGAUCCAACAAAAACAAGUUACAGAGAACUCCUGAGAGUAUUCUACCAAGAUCAUGAUGCGACAGAGCUUUACAAGACCCAAUACAUGUCUGCCAUUUUCUAUCAUGAUGAAGUACAGCGCCACCAAGCCGAGGCAUCAUUACAGGCUGAACAGAAGAGGAGAGGAGAAGCGUUGGAGGUUGUGACAAAGAUUUUACCGGCUGGAAAAUUUUACCCUGCAGAAGACUACCAUCAAAAGUACUUUCUUCGCCAGCAGCAUGCACUUGUUGCGAGCCUUGAUCUCAAAGAUGCAGAUUUUCUCUCCUCAUCCCGGACCUCUCGGUUGCUAGGAUACAUGAGUGGACCAGGCACAUUGGAAGCUUUUAAUGCUGAAGUAGAGAAUCUAGCACUAAGUUCAUCUCAGGCUGAUUUUAUGCGUGUGCUCAUCGAGAAUAAAGAUGGCGGAACAUGCCAUUGAUGAUACUGUGUGAAUAAUAUGAGACAUUUUGGGGGGCCGGCACCUUUGAAUAUUUUUACAGAUAUAUGGCACAAUACAAAUGCUGUUCAUCAUCAUUAUCAUUAUUAUAGUCUUCAUCAUUACUUUUCAACAAAGGCAGUAGGUGCUUGUAUUUAGUUUUUAAAUGAAUUGAUUGAAGGUUGAUAAUGUGUUUUUGAAGAUGAAAUUGAAUUCAUGUUGUGAAUAAUGGAAUAUAUUUUUUGUUGAUAAAUUGCUCUCUAUAUUAUUAGUAUUAUCAUUAUGAUAAUUGUCAUUAUUACCACUCAUUGGCUGCCCACUGAUGAAACAAGAGAAUGCAAAGUGUAUGUAGAUUACAUAUCAUAUUGUGAUGUGUGUAUAUUAAUGCCUGUGCAAACUUUGAUACAUGUGUUCAAACUGAUGAAUCGUUGGCAUUAUUUCAAUCUGUAUCUUGCCUCAUGCCAUUCUAAAUAGGUCCAUGUAAGAACAAUCUGUGCCUUAAUCUGAUAGUAUGAUAGUAUAAAAUAAUACACAUCAUUAAAGGCAAAAGUAAGAACUAUACACACAGCACAAGGUUCCCUUGUUUUGACUAAUAUUGAAAUGUAACGAGUGUGUGUAAUUAUUAUAUUGCCCAAGCGAAAUGGUUUGAUGUGGACCCUUGUUAUUUCAGAAACCAUCCUCAUCGUCAAACCAUGACCGGUCUAGUGACUAUGACUCAUGUCUUUCAUUCUGAGGGACGUGGGUUCGAUUCCACCCAUGGCAUGUUUUCUUUCAGCAAGAAAUUUACCCACAUUGUGCUGCACUCAACCCAGAUGAAGUGAAUGGAUACCUGAUAGGAAGAAAUAUGGUGCAUGCUUAAGUGCCUAUAUAGGCAGCGCAGUUAAAGCCGGGUUGUGAACUUCGAUAUAUCCAUAAUAGCAGCACUGUGUAUCCUCAGGCAAAAAGCACUAUGUAACUCCAGCUAUCACAUGUAUUAUUAUUUAAAAAAAAAACAUUCAUUUGCAAAUUUUCCUGUUCGGUAAAUGACUGAUAAUGUAAUAAAUGAAUGGUCUUGUGAUAGUAUAUAGUCAAUCAUAUGAUAAGGAUCCAUAUCACCAUUGUGUAAUAUUUUUAUUUUUCAAACAUUCUUCUAAUCAUACAUUAUUCGUUUUCUUCCCAAAUUUCCCCUUUUUUUACGGACAAUUCCACUCCUACAAAAAAUUGAUUUGAAUAAAAAGAGAAAAAUCCAACAAGCAUAACAGUGAAAAUUUCAUCAAAAUAGGAUGUAAAAUUAGAAACUUAUGACAUCUUAAAUUUUGCUUAAUUUCACAGAACAGAUAUAUGCACAUCCUGGUCGGUAUGUAAAAGAGGAAACUAAUGACGUCCACUCACUAUUUCUUUUGUAUUUUAUUAUAGAAAUAUGAAAUAUUCUAAUUUUCUCCUCAUUGUCAAGUGAAACAACGAUUAAUUUCUCCCUCAACAUGUAGAAUUAGCAAUGUUUAAUACUACAUGUAUAUGGUUCUGUCAAGUUGGUCAUUGUCAAAUAUGUAAAAAAAUGAAAUAUUGUAUAAUUCAAACCAAAAAACCCCAAAAGAAAUAGUGAAGGACAUCAACUGUCUCAUUUGCAUGUUACUGAAUCGUGCAUAUCACUGUUUUGUGGAAAAAUAAGCGAAACUUUUAAAUGUCAUAACUUUCUUAUUUUACAUCUGAUUUUGAUGUAAUUUUCAGCAUCAUGCUAGUUUCAUUUUUCUCUAUUUAUUCAAAUCAACAUUUUUCUGGGGUGGACUUGCCUUUUAAAUUUCACAAGUAUUUAUGUCUAAAAGAUUAUUCAAGACAACAUAAAUGACUAGAAGUACAAUAUUUGCAUUUGUGAAUUUUAUUGCUCAACUUAAUGUUGAGUACAUUUUGUGAAAAUAAGUGUACAAUAGAAAAUAAAAUACAUGAUUGUUUUUGACUGGACAAUAAGUGACGUAACAUAUACAAAAGAUUGAUAAUAAAUCCAAUGUUAUUAUCAAAACAGAUGGUGAAUAUAAAAACAGUACUUUUACAUUUGAUAUAAUCUUGAAUUGAUUAAAAAUAUUUUUCAAAUGUACAUGUGAUAAUAAUUGUACACGAAAUAGUAAUAAAACAGUACAAACAGUUGUAUUGUCUUGGCACGCAAGCCUUAUGUCAAGUUGUUCUUGAACAUUUGUGCAGCUACAACUCUUUUUACAUAACAUGUCAUCACACACAAUACCACAUGGAAAUAGUUAUUUGGUUUUAAAUAAAACACAAAAUGUUAUAUUUUUCAAAAAUA